Molecule: messenger RNA, 2425 nt
Organism: Polychytrium aggregatum
Lineage: Eukaryota; Fungi; Chytridiomycota; Chytridiomycetes; Polychytriales
Product: kinase-like domain-containing protein
Exons: 10
Coding region: 143-2059 (638 amino acids)
Biological process (GO): intracellular signal transduction; protein phosphorylation; regulation of MAPK cascade
Cellular component (GO): cytoplasm
Molecular function (GO): protein serine/threonine kinase activity; ATP binding
Source: RefSeq, a predicted model, not a curated record
CCCCGUUCAACUUUGAAACCGUCUUACAUGUGAACGAUGACCUAAUUUGGGAUAGUCCGUUAGCUGUGCUCGGCCCUAACAGCCCAUCGGUAUUGGAAUGUGAUCUCGCCAGAACCCACAGAGUCUUUUCGAGUUCAAGGAAAUGCUUGGAGAGGGCUCGUUUGGAUGCGUCUACAAAGCACAUUUUUACGGACAGUCGGAUAAGGACAGCGGCUCUGUAGUCGCCAUCAAACAACUCGAUCUGGGAAGGCCCAGUCAACGAACAAUCAUCGAGAAAGAGAUCGAGACACUGAAACAGCUGAACCACGAGGCUGUGCUCAAGUACUUUGGCUGCUUUCCUGUGGCCAAUUCUAUAUGGAUCUUGACGGAAUACUGUGCUGCAGGAUCCAUCUCGGACUGCAUCGAGAUCACCGAAUGCACUUUCUCUCCAAAGCAAAUAGCCAUUGUCUUGGCAUCGGCGAUCGACGGUCUGGCCUACCUUCACUCCCAGCACAUUGUGCAUCGUGACGUCAAAUCCGCAAAUAUCCUGCUGACCGAUGCGGCACAAGUAAAGAUAGCCGACUUUGGUGUUGCAGAGAAGUUGACGAGCAGUGACGAAUCGAAGAUAUCCUUUGUUGGGUCGCCACACUGGAUGAGCCCCGAAGUUCUGACUGCCGGGAUGAGCUACAGCACGACGGCUGAUAUAUGGAGCCUCGGUAUCACCGCGAUCGAAAUGUCGGAAGGACUGCCACCGAUGGCAGAGUUGCCGCCCAAUGUUGUCAUGCUUCGAAUUCCCAUCCAAGCGCCACCAACCCUUCCGAAUCCGGCCCAGUUUUCCAAAGAAUUCAACGACUUUAUCGCAAAAUGCCUGAGCCACAAUCCCAAAGACCGUCCGUCGGCCAAAGCGUUGCUCUCGCACCCGUUUAUUGAAAAGUACGUCGGUCUCGUCCCAAAUGAUCCGCUUCGGAAGCCUUUGAGGGAAAAGGUCCGCGAAGUUUUACGAGCCAGGGAAGCGGACAGCAGAAACAAGAGUCGGCUUCGACGAUCCAUUCAUAUGAAGCGCGAGAACUCUGAAGAUCAUCCUCGGUUAGCCCGGAUGCGACCCGACCCAGCUAAUGUAACCAAGGAGCGUCUCGCCCAAAUCCGUCCUCUGAUAUCGGACGCCAUCGACAUUCCACAAUCCUCCGAAUAUAUACCGGCCGGAGACCAUAGCUAUGGCACCAUGGUAAUCAACGACGAUGUCAUGGAUUACACCAAGCCAGCCGAUAUCCUUGGCCUUGGCCCCGGCGGCGAGAUCAUAUACAACGAUUUGGAAAGCGCUCCCGUGCGGCAGUCUCGGUCGCGCAUUCCCAAUCCGGACGAAUCUCAUGUUCGGGAGCCCUCUUUCGACCUCAACGGAGAGUCUCGGUCGGCAUUGUUUGUGCCUCGGUCCGAGCGCCAGCCUCUACCGAUUGCUCUCGAUGGACUUGCGACGGCGGCGGCGGGCGAGCCAUCGGUGUCAACACCAACAAGCGAAUUCGAGUCGCCGCUCGUAGAUCUGGUGCGCACAGGCUCUUCUCGAGUUCGACACACGAUUCGUCAGCAUCUGAAAAACUUGCGGCAAAACCUGCGCGCGGCAAACUUUGUCAUUGCGCGUGAACAGAGGGAUGGGGCAUCGCCGAGCCUUUCUCCUCCAUAUGUGGUCAUGCGUGCGUCCCCCGCCAAGAAUGCCCGGACAAGCUCCGAUCUCGACACCAAGACCAAUGACCACACCCUGAUUGAGGGUAUGUCCGAUCGACUUCGUGUCAGUACGCGAAUGUAUGGCCACAAGAUUCGCGAUUUGGAACAUCCAUCGUCGCUCUUCAUUCCGGUAAUGAAUCGUGCCAAGAGCGACCCAGCAAACGGAAGCCCUGUACUUACCCACACGCGACCGAGUCUCGCUGGCACUUCAAGACCUAACUCCUUUUACUCGACUGGCAAUGAAUCUUCUGGCGACGUACGACUGUUCGAGAGCAUCUCACGCUCGUCGUUCGAAAAGCGGCGAGCCGAGCACAUGCCGAGUUUAUCCAGAUCUCUGGCAGACUUUCCGAGUUCACGCUGAGGCUGAGGAGCAAGGUCGUUGGAGCCUUCAAGAAGGCUCGAGAAUAGGUCAUGAAUAGCAUUUGUUUUCUCGGGCGGCUUUGCAUCCCGGGAGCUGUCAAGCAAAUCCCGAACGAACCCGUGGCCGUGGCAAGAGUCACCGACACACAGAUAUUUUCGAAGAAGGGACUCGCGGGUCCCAUCUUGUACUGCAAACUUGGAGCGACUACUGAUUCAAAUAGAUACAGCUCGUUCAGAACAGCGGGGUACAUCAGCACCGAUUCGUUUCUGUUAUUGUCUAGUUCUUCCAGCAUAAACCGGACAUCCAGCUAUCACCAAGGAGGAAGAGGGCUGUCAAUCGCGAGUUGCGUUCAUCGACAAGGGAGGA